CGGAACGUUCCCCGUCGGACCUACCGGAAACACACGCCCACUAGUUCCGGUUAAUUUUCCGCUUGGCGGGAAAUAAAAACUUUUCCAGCUGACGACCAUCGUGUGAAGGCAGCAGCUGUCUGUGAGUUAUGUCCAACCUGGAGAAAACAGAAAAGAAACGUCCUCCGCCCGUUAAAGUGUUGUCGGCCCAGCUGAGGGCGGCUGGGAACCGGAGCUCCGCAGGCACCGGGGAGGGUUUUGUCCUGAGGCUGGGAAGGGGUCGCUCUUUGCAGGUGUCUCUGGUGUGGAUGCAGGGGACUGUCCUGGAAGCCCAGCUGGACAGAAACACGGUGUUGCUGAUGGAUGAGACGGGGACUUUUGCUGUCCAGGGCGUUAACAACAUCCCCAAAGGGAAACCGUGUUUGUCUCCAGGCAAAUAUGUCAUGGUGAUGGGUGUCAUCCACGCCGUCUCCCCGGAGCCAGUGAUCCGUGCGGUGAAGAUGGCAGACCUCUCCGAGCUCGCCGCACUCCACAGACGGAUGUGGAAGCUGGAGGUGGAGGACCUGCAGCAGGUGCUGGCCUGAAUUCAGAGAUGUGGAUGGAAAUGCGGCUCCUGUCACACCUGGAUAUUCAGUAAUGAAGUGAUUCUUGACAAAUGCAAAAAUGCCCGAAAGGACACGCAACCUGGUUUUCCCAGAUGCUACGCUCUCGUCUCGGAGGUAGGAUGCAAGAGCGACAAAGACUUUAUGCGUGUAUUUGUGCUUAGGGUGUGUACACUGAAGAGUGAUGCUUACUCAAUGACGUACGUUACCUCCCACUUCACUCCUACACUGUCGGCCUAAAUGUUGGAUUUAUAGCUGUGUAGCACCAUAUCAGGAAAAUUAAACACAUGGUUUAAACACUAGUUAUCCACCUUAAGGCAAAGGUCCAGCCACCUCCUGUUCAAUUAUUACCUCAACAACUGUUUUGCCUUUGCUUAAGGGAAACAUAACUGCAAAUGGGGACAUCCUGUGCCAUCAACUUGGUUUUAGAAACACCUUGUCAGGUUGUACGACUAGCAUCACCUCUGCAAAAAUCUAGUGUUCCUUUAGAGCUAAUAUAAUAUGCCAGAUGGUUCAACAAAUAUAUAGAAGUUUAUGAUUUUCCGAGUUUAAAUAUUUAUACGUACUGCAACAAGAUUGAUACAUUGAGACGGCCAUGUUACAUGAAUACAAAAAUAAUAUAUUUCUGGAUUAAUGCACGAAAUAGCUGAUACUUCCAGAAAAGCAUCUACUAAAGUCCGGUGCUUCUGUAUUUUCAGUCAUUGUAUCAUUGCACACUCACAUUUCUGUAGUAAAUGUUUUACACCAGUGAGACAGCUGUUAGUUCACAAAUUGAACUUUACCAUCCUAAACACACAGGCUUGUAAAAUGUCAAGCAUAGAUUGAAUUAUCCAACUGUAUAAAAUGUGAAAUAAAUGGUUUAAAUUCCCCAAACAAUCAGAUGCCACAGUUGAGCAUACCAGAAAUACAUUCUUGCACUACUUUAGAGUAAGGAUAUGAGUGCUUAACCCCAGUUUACUGGUGUAUACCUAAUUUAAAAAAAACAGCAGUUUCAGUACAGAUUUUAAAAAAGAAGCUUUAUUUGGUGUGCGCCCAUUACACUGGUAACACUAUUAGAUAAAUGGAAAGUGAAAAUGACCUAUGUUGACUGAUUAAAAUAAAAGAAUGUCAACUGAAUUCUCAAUUUAAGUAUCCCAUACUUAAAACGGCAAAGUUCAUUAACAUAUACAAACUGUUUGUGAAAAGAAACUUUUUUUAAGGUCAACUGUAAGUAUCUGAACAUGUCUCUGAUCAAGUUUUACACAUGCUAUUUUAAAUCACCAUUUCCAGGUACACUACUGAAUGGUGCAUAGCAAAGCUUCAGGUGUCUUACACUCAGUAUUUGCUACUAAUGAUAACACUCCCAGUAGUUCCGAUCAGAGAAAACCAGCCACCAAUCAGAGGGCCGGGUCCUGAAUGCCCCCUGCCUCCUGAAUUAAAAUCAUGCUGCGAUCAGGCAAUUUCCUUUGCGCCCCAGAGGCCCUCAAAGAUGACCUGAUUCAAGACUGAAUACUGAAUUAUUUGCAAGUGAGCAUGAAUAUUGUCAUCACAUCAUCAUUAUUUAAUAUCUUUAAGCAGAAAACUGUAUUUCCCAAAGUCAUUGUCAUUUGGUGCUAUAAGAUGGUCUUUUUUGGCUUUGGCAAGUUUCAUCAAAAGGAAUUCCCUGCGCUCCAUCCACUCUUUUAGCUCCUGCUCCCCGUGUGCCAGCUUACACAAGUCGUCCUCUGUGCAUGUGCCUUUGAGGAACCUGUCAAAAAACAAGACUGCACGUCAGCCAUCAUAAACUACUGGUAACCAGUGACAUAGUGUAUGCUGUUUGAUAAUCUUACCUCUCACAAACUUUGAAAGUGCCUGUGGGAAAUCGAUACUGCCAGCAGUUCUGAUCAUCCUCAGAGUUGAAAACUCUGUCUUUGUGUUUUUCUGAAGUGAUAUGCUGCUGCCACUGCUUCUCACUGUUGCAGUUUUUACCACACAGCCAACAGUGGUUGCCAGCCUGCAAAAACAGAAAUUUCAUUUGCACAAAUGACUAAUUACCAUCUGCUUCUUAUUGUGGUUUAAUCACUCAGUAAAUAACUAAACAGAAACUAUAUUUCAUCAAAAUGUUCAUGUAGUUUAACCAUUAGGCACAAAUAAUUUUUACUGCAUCAACAGACAACUAAAUGAUGAUCUGCCAAAGCAAUAGAACAAUGAUUUUUCUAACAAAGAUUCUAAAGAAAAGACAAAAACUAAGACACAUUUCAUUUCACAGUAUUUUUCUUAGGCAUAUAGCACAAACUACAUUCACUACAUAAACCUUGUGUACACAACCAGAAAAAAAGCACCGUGUCAUAUCUGCUGGCUUAUAAACUCACCACUUCCUCAGCGUAGUCUGUUGGCAUGUGGAUCUGUUUGCCGUUCUCCCUGACUGAGUUACUGGAAGUCUCCUCGCCCCAGCCAGGCUUCUGAGACUGCAGCCACUGCUCAUAAAGCUGAUCCAUAUCUGGAACUAAAUGAGGGGAUAAAAAUGAGCGCACUUCAUGGCAUACUGAUUAAAUUUUUACCAAGCAACAGA
This is a messenger RNA of Amphiprion ocellaris (clown anemonefish), 3111 nucleotides long. RefSeq names its product RecQ mediated genome instability 2 (gene rmi2). Gene Ontology annotation, cellular component: cytosol; nuclear speck. The transcript is spliced from 2 exons. Gene Ontology annotation, biological process: negative regulation of double-strand break repair via homologous recombination; DNA repair; regulation of sister chromatid segregation. Lineage: Eukaryota; Metazoa; Chordata; Actinopteri; Pomacentridae. The record is from RefSeq and is a predicted model, not a curated record. The coding region runs from base 129 to 563 and encodes 144 amino acids.